Ylistrum balloti is the source of this 4713-nucleotide messenger RNA. RefSeq lists its product as uncharacterized. The record is from RefSeq and is a predicted model, not a curated record. Bases 1 to 4713 code for a protein of 1570 amino acids. The transcript has 22 exons. Gene Ontology annotation, molecular function: protein binding. Gene Ontology annotation, biological process: signal transduction. Lineage: Eukaryota; Metazoa; Mollusca; Bivalvia; Pectinida; Pectinidae.
AUGGCCUAUUUAAACCAAGGGCAUGUGUUAAACCAAACUCAUGGUAUGAACCAGUACGGACCUCCACUUCCACAAGGCUGGCAACAUGCUUUUACUCCAGAGGGUAAAAUCUACUUUAUAAACCACAAUGAUGGAACCACCUCUUGGAAUGAUCCCAGGAUACGUCAGUCCUUGCUGUUAGGAAUCAUAAAAAGGUACAAUUGUGCAACUGCCAAUAAGGAACAAGUUGGACUUCAAGAAAGGGAAUGGAGAGAUAUCAGGUCGAAAUGUAGAGAAGAAGGGAAUGAAGACACCUUGAAGGCAUGUGUAAAAGCCCUGCAGGAACAGGUCUGUGUUAAGGGUUUCCCUUCCCAGGAGUCAGCAGGGGCUGAGAUGGCAAUUGAAGUCUACCAGAGGAUCGAGGAUGUGAUGGAGGUAUGUGUAAAGGAAAGGAAAGUGACAGCUGAAGCAUGUCAAAAGAUGUUGUUUGAACUACUCAUAGGCCUGUUAGAGACAGGACCAGGAAGUACAGCUGCACAUAUCAUACAGAAACGGCUGGUCCGAACUCAGAAUAUUGAUAAGUACUUGGAGGACUUGAAAGGGGAAGAAUUUACAAGAAUUAUUGAAAGCUUGAAAUUAUGGACUCACAGUUCUGAGGGACCAGAUAUGACAGUGAAAGACCAGAGUCAGCAAUGGGAAUACUGCACAUCUAAAGUUUUGAGCAAAACACUUGGGGAUAAGAAAAGUGACAAAGUUUAUGAACCAGCUAUUCAUCAACAAAUUCUGGAACUUUAUCUUUUCUAUUUUGAAAAGAUAGGAAAGGAACCAGAAGAAUAUGCUAAGCAUGUGUGUUCUGUCAUGGAUGUAAUACAAGCUUGUUACCGGGAUAACCAUGAAAGGAAUCCAAAGAAGAACUGGAUUAUGGAUGUUUGGGAUGAUAUUCUAAACAUGUUGAAGAAGUACUAUUCUUCUAAAAAUGCUAAGAAGUACGAAAAGGUAUUAAGAGAUAUAAAGUAUCUUCUGGAAAAACUCCCAGAGGAGGUAUACAAGAAUCACCCAGAAAUAGUGGACUCACUUGUGCCUGUACUCACAGAACUUGCACAAAAACAUCCAGAAAAUGUUGAUUGGACCUCCAGCUACACAUCUCUCAUGAACAAGUGGGCCAGUGCCAAGAAAGGAACUGAACUGAGUUGGCUUAAGCUUCUAAAAGUGCUAGUUAAAACAGGCACAGAGGAGGGUGCACGCAGAUGCUACAAUACCAUAGACGAGGGAAAAUUUAGGAAAAUUUGGAAUUGGAAACAAAAUUUUCAACACGCCAUAGACAUCAUUAAAUCUAUUGGUGAAGCCCAGCUUCAUGUGACAGACAAUAAGGAAAGUGACGAAAAGCGGAUGAAAUUCUGUGGGAACAUUGCACGCAAGCUUCUGGAGCAGUUCUCACUAGCCAAAAUUCCAGAGAAGCUUAAUGGGGAUUUAAUUGUACUGGUCAUUACAACAAUGGAGAGGAAAUCCAUAAUGUUGAACCGUUUUGUGGAAAUAUUCAUUACAGAUUUCGCACUUGCGACAAACAAGAAUGUCAUUCCGGGUGUGAUAAAGAGAUUUUCAUUGCUGCUUUUUGACAGGGAUUACAUGUGGAGUGAAUUUGAUACAAAAAGAUGUGGAGACUAUUUCAUUCAAAAAGUGUUAGAUGCCUAUAGCACUGGGAAAGAAAUGCCUGAUGAUGUCAACAAAACUUUCAUACGGAUGUUUAUAUGGACAAUGCAGACAGAGGAUUUAGAAUUUGUUGAUAUGGAAAAAGGGACAGACACCUUGUAUACCCGUGUUGCUUCACAGCACUUGAGAACAUUUGUAGACAAGCAUAUCCGCAAACAAAAUGGUCACGUUUGUAAACCGCUGAUACCUCCCAUAUUGGAACAAAUGACACAUGAGGAGGAGGACCUAGCUCAGGCAAGCUUGUCAAUUGUUGGGUUGAUUAGUACAAGUGACCCCAAGCUUUUGGAUGGACAUCUCAGCUAUCUCGUAGCAUGGUGCAAAAGGACAGGUUCCAUGGACGCCAUUAGUGCUUUAUGGAAGCCAUAUGAAGAAAGUGAUGGUGUCACUAAACAGGAUUUCCAAGAGAUCAUGCAAGUAAUAGAAAAUAAUGCUGACGGGGAUUUUAAUAUGGAGGGUGUUUUGUUGAAAGCAAUGGGAGAGAAACAACCUGAGCUCUUCACCCAGCACCAUGUUGACUUUUUGGUUGGCCUUUUGGGAAAGCAGUACACACAAUACUAUAUUUUAUUAGUUUUGGGUGAAAUUAUACCUGUGCAGCCACAACUGUUUGGAGAAAACAUUAUCAAACAUGUUUUACAAAAUCCAGAAAUAGAAAUCAUGUAUUCCUCAGCAGUUCAGAAAGUAGCAGUCAACCUAGGACUGAAGAAAAAGGCACUGGUGGACACCAUUUUGAAGGAGCUUGUCAUUAUGUCCAAGAACUGUAAAGAUUCCAAUUAUCAAUAUCCCAUAUUAGAUGCUAUCCAAAUAUUGGCUGCUAAGUAUGGCAUAGAUACCCUCAAGCCUCAUCGGAAAUACUUUGAGGAUUUGCAACAGAAUGGAAAAACCACCUUCUUGAAAGAUGUUGCAACAUCUAUUGUUAAUGCAAUGGAUGGAAUCAGUAUGGAAGGUAUUGUAACAGAUGUCAUACAAACUAAGAAGAAGGUCAAGGAACUCGAUGAGAAGGUCACAAAAGUUGAAGGUGAAGUCAAAGGCAUGAAAACUACUGUUGAAAGACAUGACAAGGAAAUAAAAACAGCCAAAACUGAAAUCAAAACUGUCAAAAAACGUGUUGACGUUGUGGAGAAAGAUGUGGAAGAAACAAAAGUCAAGGUUGAAGAGAUUGACAAAAAGACAAUGAGCAAUGCUCCGGCAUGGUCUCGAGAUCUUACCAAAUUGAUGAACCCAAAAUCUGACCAUGAUUGGAGGUUGUUGGCCCAGCGCCUGGGAUAUUUACCUCAGGACAUAAAAGCAUGGGCCACCCAGAAUGACCCUUGCAUGGCCCUCCUUAGUGAAUGGUAUGCCACCAAUAAGACAACAGAGGCCACUCAUGCAAUACUGACCACACUUCAGGAAAUGAACAGGUUGGACGCUGCAAUCAUCCUGGAGAAUGCCAUGAAGGCAGUAGAGGAUGUGGUGGUGGAGGCCAAAGAAUACACCAAACCUCCACCAAUCUUCCUUAGCUACCAAUGGGGUCACCAGAACGAGGUCAAGUUACUACGACAACACCUUCUCAUGGCUGGCUAUGAAUGCUGGAUGGAUGUUGGACAAAUGGGAGGUGGGGAUAAACUGUUUGAGAAGAUUGACAAUGGAAUAAGAGGGUCAAAGGUCAUCAUAUGCUGUGUGUCAGAAAAAUACGCCAAAUCUCCCAACUGUAAUAGAGAGGUCAACUUGUCUGUCAAUCUUGGAAAGCCUAUGAUUCCCCUCCUGAUGGAAAAAAUGGCCUGGCCUCCUAAGGGCUCCAUGGGACCCAUCUUCAGUGAAUACCUCUUCGUGAGAUUUUUUCAGCGAGGAGGGGAAGAGACUUCAGACAAACGUUUCUGGCCUGUUCCAAAAUUUCAAGAACUUUUGAUGCAACUAAACAUCCACAAAGCCCUGCCUGAUGAAUCACUGAUAAAAAAGGAGUACAAAAACUGGUGGGUUCCUGUCGCAGAGGAAAUUGUCAUCACCAAGAAAAAAACUAAAACUGGAGGACAGAAUACAGCAGACUCGACUGGUAACAAGGAGGAGACCAGUAAGUCCCCAGAUGUAUUCCUGUCUUACCAGUGGGGUAAACAGACACAGAUCAAACAGCUCUACAAGAGGCUUUGUGAGCUUGGUUUGACCUGCUGGAUGGACAUCUACCAGAUGGGAGGUGGUGACUCUCUGUAUGACAAGAUUGACCGAGGUGUCCGAGGUUGUAAGAUUGUCCUAAGCUGUGUGACCACCAAGUACGCAGUCUCUGCCAAUUGUAGACGAGAAGUCAGUCUGGCUGAUUCAUUAAAGAAGCCUGUCAUCCCUCUUCUUUUGGAAAAGAUGGACUGGCCACCAAGUGGACCUAUGAGCAUGGUCUUUACACAGCUUCUGUUCAUUAAUUUCUACCGUGAUGAGAAAAUCCAGAUGAAUUGGACAGGAGAUAAAUUUGAUGAGCUCCUGACCAAGAUAAUAGAACAUGUGCCUAAUGCAACUGGCUGUAGUGAGGAAAUGCAGAAAAAUAUGACAAAAGAAACUUCUGAUAAGAAAACAGAACAAAACAAUACAGCCACACCACAAACAGCUACUCAAGCUGAAACAAACAGUACACCAAAUGCAGGUAAAGAGCAUGCACCACCACCUCCACCACCUCCACCACCUCCACAAAAUCAAAAUUUGGAGCAUUCACCUACUGCACAAUCAACAGCACAGCCUCCACCAUAUACACAACAUCCCCAGUUUGUCCAACCAAAUCCUGCUCAAGCACACAUGUCAGCUCCACCAGCAGCCAAUCAGCAAGCACAAUACCACAGGCAACCAUACAAUCAGCAACAACAAUUAUACGGACAUACACAACCGCAACAAAACGUUCAACCAUAUGCUCAACAGCAACCGUACGGGCAUAUGCAAGUGCAGCCAAAUGUACCACAGCAGAUGUAUGGACAACCGCAACAACACAUGCAGAAUACACCGAACCAGGCUGCCCCAACACAAGCAGGGCGAACCAAUGAAAAAUCGUCCUCCUGUGUGCUUCUUUAG